CGGCACCCCCUCCUUCCACGCCCCCCACCCUUUCCACCAAAAAAGGGGGUGCAGCGCGGAUUCCGUCUGCCGAGCGGCGCGAGCCGGUAGACCCGCGCUGAUUUCCUUUUUCUUUUUGUUGGGUCCCUAACGCGUGGAGAGCCCGCCGCCACCGCGCGCUCGCCGAAGAUUGCACCAACUAGAGCAGGGCUCCGCCGCCCCGUCUGCGAGUCGGAAGCCUGCCUGGGGAUCGCUCCGGGGGACCCGGCGCUGCGGCUCCCACUGCAGCCACCCGGCUCCGCGUCUAGAUCCACGCUGGAAAGAGAGGGAGAGAGAGAAACUAAAAGUGCGGAGAUUCUGCACAUCGCUGGCCGCUUUGGGGUAACAAAAGGACCCGAGCCACUGCCGACCGAGUGCCCGCGGGAGCCGGGCUCGGAGCAGACCAGGUGCCCGGCGGCGCCCAUCUGGGGCUUCUAACUCUCGGCGGAGCCCUCUUCCCGUCCCUUUUAAAACCCGUGGCACGGAGGCGCCUGCCGCCGCGCUCGCCAGCGACUCAUCCCUCCAGCGGGUUUUUUUGUUUGUCGAGUGCGAUCCCCACACUCAUGAACAUACACAGGUCUACCCCCAUCACAAUAGCGAGAUAUGGGAGAUCGCGGAACAAAACCCAGGAUUUCGAAGAGUUGUCGUCUAUAAGGUCCGCGGAGCCCAGCCAGAGUUUCAGCCCGAACCUUGGCUCCCCGAGCCCGCCCGAGACUCCGAACUUGUCGCAUUGCGUUUCUUGCAUCGGGAAAUACUUAUUGUUGGAACCUCUGGAGGGAGACCACGUUUUCCGUGCGGUGCAUCUGCACAGCGGAGAGGAGCUGGUGUGCAAGGUAUUUGAUAUCAGCUGCUACCAGGAGUCCCUGGCCCCGUGCUUCUGCCUCUCCGCUCACAGCAACAUCAACCAAAUCACCGAAAUUAUCCUGGGGGAGACCAAAGCCUAUGUGUUCUUUGAGCGAAGUUAUGGGGACAUGCAUUCGUUUGUCCGCACCUGCAAGAAGCUGAGGGAGGAGGAGGCGGCCAGACUGUUCUACCAGAUUGCCUCGGCCGUGGCCCACUGCCACGACGGCGGGCUGGUGCUGCGCGACCUCAAGCUGCGGAAGUUCAUCUUUAAGGACGAGGAAAGGACUCGGGUCAAGCUGGAAAGCCUGGAAGAUGCCUACAUCCUGCGGGGCGAUGAUGACUCCCUCUCCGACAAGCACGGCUGCCCGGCUUACGUGAGCCCGGAGAUCUUGAACACCAGUGGCAGCUACUCAGGCAAAGCCGCCGACGUGUGGAGCCUAGGGGUGAUGCUGUACACCAUGUUGGUAGGGCGGUACCCUUUCCAUGACAUUGAGCCCAGUUCCCUCUUCAGCAAGAUCCGGCGUGGCCAGUUCAACAUUCCAGAGACUCUGUCGCCCAAGGCCAAGUGCCUCAUCCGAAGCAUCCUGCGGCGGGAGCCCUCUGAGCGGCUGACCUCACAGGAAAUUCUGGACCAUCCUUGGUUUUCUACAGAUUUUAGCGUCUCGAAUCCAGGAUAUGGUGCUAAGGAGGCAUCUGACCAGCUGGUGCCAGAUGUCAACAUGGAAGAGAACUUGGACCCUUUCUUUAACUGAGCUCACGCCCCAAAGAGACGGAGCUGGUACCAGGAGCGACAGAGGGCAGCAGAAAGGAGUUCUUCCAGGGAACACAUGUCACCUGGCUCGGUAGCAAGAAAGACACUGACACUCACAGGUUUCUUGGUUCAGAGAAGGAAAAUCUUACAGGAGCUGGCGGAACAUGUAGCAGGAGGGCAAGUGGUGUGGGGACGGGGCUCAGGCUCUGGGGUCAGGUUGGGGGCAGAGCCCCUGGAGCUCCUCCUCCCUGAUGUGGCCCCAGAGACCACCCCCGUCAGUUAGGCUCCGCCCACCCCACUUUUCAUUUUGUUCAAAAAUAGCUGCAGAUCCUGACAGAAUCAAAACUCUGCCUCAAACACACAUCUUGGCAUCGCACUGUUAGCAUUCAACUUCUUGUCAUGAUUCAGGGAAGGUACAAUUGGCCAAGGGUUUUGUUUUGUUUUGUUUCGUUUUUCCUUUUUAAACAAGCCAACCGCCUAUCUGAUAAUUAAUUUUCACUUAAAAAAAAAAUUCGGUGCACACAGACUGACACGAAACCUGGGUGCUAAACUAAAAGAAAAUAGAAGUCCAGUUUGUGUCUCUUAAUCACUCUCUUCAUCUCACUUCUUCUAAAUAAACUAUUCAGUAUCCCAGUCAGGAAAUGAGAUGUUAAUUCUUUGCUCCCUGAAGGGGGGAAAGAAAAUCUGUCCUUUAAUAAGCUAUUCUGUUUUUUGUGAAUUGGUUUGUGGCAGGAAGCUAUUAGAAGUCAAACUUCCAGAUGCAUUACUGCUGUCAUAAUUUAAAGAACAAAAAAAAAAAGGAAGAGAGGAAAAGAGACAUCGGACUCCUUAAUUGUUUUUUCUUUUGAAUGAGGAGGGUGGCAGACAGGCAUCCUUUUGGCUGAGGUGGAAGCAGAGCGGUGGUAUGAGGUGGUGGGAAACUUUUGGAGUCUGAAGCUUUUGCAACCCUUGGCUCUCAACUAAACAUUUUUGUCUUUGCUUUAUUGGAGACUAGUGUAACAAAGCAGGUUGUCCCACAUGUAUCAAAUACAGGGCAGCUAUUUCGUUUUCUUUAUGAAGAAUGAUCCUUUUGUCUUGGAAGGCCCUCUGGUUUGGACAAAAACCUUCGGUAGAGACAAGCGGGAAAGAAAAUAAGCUGAAAGCUAGGGUGAUAUAAAUAAAAACAGCUCUCUAUCCCAAUACGCACCUUUGUAUCUUCAAGAACUCUUCUAUUUAUUAAGGAAAAUGUCACAUUGUGAUGUAUUAAGCCAGUAUUUCAAUUACGGGUUGACUUGGGAUGACAUGUUACAUGCUGUUGUUAACAUUUAUAUAUAUAUUUUUUUCUUGUUUUGAGUAUUUCUGUCCCUGAAAUAACCUUUUCUUUGGCUUUUCUAGAUAGCUUUAUUUGAUUUUGAGUGGCUCAUUUUUUUUUUUCGGGUUUUUUUUUUUUU
This is a messenger RNA of Pteronotus mesoamericanus, 3042 nucleotides long. It is a transcript of the gene TRIB2, whose product is annotated as tribbles pseudokinase 2. Gene Ontology annotation, biological process: positive regulation of proteasomal ubiquitin-dependent protein catabolic process; protein phosphorylation; regulation of MAP kinase activity. Gene Ontology annotation, cellular component: nucleus. The record is from RefSeq and is a predicted model, not a curated record. The coding region runs from base 582 to 1613 and encodes 343 amino acids. Gene Ontology annotation, molecular function: ATP binding; protein kinase activity; mitogen-activated protein kinase kinase binding. The transcript has 3 exons. NCBI's taxonomy places the organism in Eukaryota, Metazoa, Chordata, Mammalia, Chiroptera, Mormoopidae.